Molecule: messenger RNA, 7806 nt
Organism: Anopheles merus
Lineage: Eukaryota; Metazoa; Arthropoda; Insecta; Diptera; Culicidae
Product: transcription initiation factor TFIID subunit 4-like
Exons: 11
Coding region: 1046-5248 (1400 amino acids)
Biological process (GO): DNA-templated transcription; transcription initiation at RNA polymerase II promoter
Cellular component (GO): transcription factor TFIID complex
Molecular function (GO): DNA binding; RNA polymerase II general transcription initiation factor activity; protein heterodimerization activity
Source: RefSeq, a predicted model, not a curated record
UCGUGCGAGUGUGUUGGGACAAGGGCUGUGACGAAGCACAAUUAAGCCCGUGCUCUCUGUUGCCUGUGUUGCGGGAGUUCCGGGAUGUGAUUUUUCUGGCGUGGCGGCGAUAAAGAGACCCGAGUCGAGUUUCUUUCCUUCCUGCUGGGCCGUAUAUGUGUGUGUGGGUUUACCGUGGUGACGGUGGUUGGGUGCGUACGUGCAAAAAUGUCUACUCGGAUCCUUGAAAUCCGUUUUUGGCCGAAGGCAAUAUGUGUGCGAAUGAAUACUGCUGUGAUCGGGCACGGGAAGCCGAAGGAAGGCUUGCUGCCCGGGGUGAGGGGUAGCGUCUCUCAAGUGGCUUCCCGUCCGGCGUCUUCGUCCUCGUCGUCUACCGUCCGGGUGCAUCGAAAGCGAUGACGAGGGUCUACUUUUCUGUGCCAUCGCAAGAAAAGAGUGAAACCAAACAAAAACAAAUCAAACCCCCAGCUCCGCAAAGGAGGCAGAAAAACCCUGCACAUGCCCCCUGUUCAAGCAGUGCGCGCGUGUGUGUUACGUCAAACGGUUGGUGCCGCAGGCGAAGGAAGAUGAAUGUGUUGUUGGUGGCGGAACGAAGAAGAACGCAUCGAGUGUUUAUUUUCCGUUCCCUGCCGUGCGGCGUGACUGUCGCUGCCCGUGACUCCGUGUGUGGUGUGGUAGCUAAUUUGCCCCAGCAGAUCGGUCGCAUCCGUAGCACCUUUCCGUCGGUGCGCCGAAAGCAGCGUGCCCUGCUGUUGUCCGACCAGCACAAAAGAGCGCGCAAUUGAACGAACGAGCGAAAUCGAAAACCCCAGCAACAGCGGCCCGCGUCCGUGUGUUUGUGUGUAUAUUUGUGUGUGAGUUUGCGUGUGUGCACGCGCGUUCGUGCUUAACGAAACCAUCGCACUGCCCCCACCGAAGUGUCAGAGCGGUGCGCCGCCGUGGUCGCUUGACGAAAACGUCAAACCCAUAUUCAUCCAUCUUUACUUAACGAAGUUGUGCAGUUGCGUCCGACUAAAAAUGGGCAGUGGGUUCGCGACGGAAGAAAAUGGCGUCUGCCAACUUUUUGGAGGAAGCUCUUAAAUCAGACGUCGACGAGUCCGCGGUGAAUGCGAUUGUCGGUACGCUGGAAAACCAGCUGGACGUGAACACGAACCAAGCGCCAGCGGCAGGAGUGCAACAAGUCGACGGUGGGAAACGCACCGAAACGACGGCCGUCCUGUCUAAUGGGGGCACGGCGACUGGUGCCAGCAGCAAUCGCAGUAGCAGUGCUUCACCACCAGCAGCAGCAGCAGCAGUGUCGAAGAAGCACGUCGUCGUCGGCGGCGGCGGUGGCCUCAUUACGAAUGGUGAAAUAGUGUCGAAUAAUAGUGCGAACCACGGUGGCAGUGCUAUCAUUAACAACAAUACGAUUACGACCAACAACAACAACCUUGGCAAGACGUUCGUGGUGAACGCGAGUGUGCACAGCUCGAUAACGUCCUCGACGACGACGACGGGCACAGUGAUCGGCGGUAGUGGUGGUAGUGGUGGUGUCAAAACGGUUGUUGGCGGCAGCGCUAAUAACCAUAAUAGCGUUGGUAGUGUGAGUGUAUCGUUAUCGAACAGCAAUAAUAAUAAUAGCGGUGGUGCUCAGCAGCAACAUCAGCAGCAGCAGCAGCAGCAGCAGCAUCAGCUGCAACGUAACGCGCACCCAGCAACGGUGGUUGCCACGGGGGGUACAACCGGCGGCGGAGGCGGCGGAACCGUCAACAUCAUCAGCCAGCAGAUCGUGGUGCCUGCGCGCAGCGGUAGCGGCACUACCGUCGUUGGCGGUCAGCAGCACCACCAGCAUCCUCCUCCUCCGCCGUUCAACGUCCCACCGCAGCAGCCGACGAACGUCAGCAGCAGCGGGAACAUCGUACUGAGCAGCAACGCGCACCACCACCACAUCGUAACGUCGUCGAAUAUGCCAAAGAAUGAACCAGUGAAGCUGGUUUAUCCUGCCGGCGGUCCACAGGCGGUGCUCAACAUGAACAACAACCGGGUCACGCUGACCCCGUCCUCGCUGCCGAACGGGGGCACGCUCACCAUGUCCCAGCAGCCGCAGCUGAUCCAGACGAGCGUUGGCGGCGCGAAAACGCUGACCGGCGCCACGAUCCAGCAGCACCAGCAGCAGCAGCAGGCGACGGUCGUGAACCAGGCCGGCCAGCAGCAGCAGCAGCAGCAACAACCGGGGCAGCAACCGGGCCAGCAGACGAUCAUCAUCAAGAACGCGUCCGGCGGCAACACGGUCAUGAAUGCCGGGGCGCCCGGCAUCGUGACGGUUUCGAAACCGAUGAACAAUCAGGCAACACCAAACAUAGUCGGUUUACCCGGUGGUGUACAAAUUGUAAAUGUUAGACCCGGCGCACAACCCACACAAGCACAGCAGAAAACUGUUGCCGCUGUAUCACCUAGAGUUGUCAUUGGUAGUCAGCCAAUAGUUAGUACUAGACCACCAAACGCAAGCGCUAUCACUUUAAGUGCCCUUCAAGGACAGCCGGGUUCGACGCUGCUGCUGAAGAAUGAGCAGGGCCAGUUUCAGCUGCUCCGGAUCGGACCGGCCCCCGCCGGUACCCAAAUAACGCCCGCCGGUCUGACGGGGUCGUCCGCGAAUCAGACGAUACGGUUGCAAACUGUACCAGCUACACAUUCAUCCGGUUCCGGUGCAAUAAUAGUAAGCUCUCAGUCGAUAACGACGACCCCGGCCAGCUACAUCUCGACCCAGCCGACGCCGGUCGCAUCGGUUGCGCCGGUACCGGCCCUGGCCGCGCAGCAAAAUAUCACGAUCACUCACUCGCCGUCCCAAGUGGGAGGGCAACCGACCGUGCUGGCGGCACAGCAGCAGCAGCAGCAGCAACAGACGACGACGGUCGUCGCAACACCUCAUUCCGUGGGCCAACAACAGUCGCAGCAGCAGCAGCAGACGGUGGUGGUCACUACCACGCCCGGCACGACGCCGGCCCAGCAGCGAAACUCCUUAGAUAAUACCAAAGAAAAGUGUAGCAAAUUUUUGACGAACCUGAUCGAACUCUCCAAGCGGGAACCGGCCAAGGUGGAGCAGAAUGUGCGAACGCUGAUACAGGAGUUGGUGGACGCGAACGUCGAUCCGGCGGAGUUUUGCGAGCGACUCGAGCGUCUACUGAAUGCGAGUCCGCAGCCCUGCUUGAUUGGAUUUUUAAAGAAAAGCUUACCACUGCUAAGGCAAUCGCUAGUGACUAAAGAGAUAACGAUCGAAGGUAUCAACCCGCCCUCAACCGCUGUAGCAUUCGGCACUACCGCCUUAUCCCAAAUUCCUGCCCAAAUACGCCCGGUCGCACCGACGAUCGUGUCGCAGAACAGCAUGGUCGGCCAGACGCAAAUCCGCAUGCUAACCUCUCAGUCCGGCGUGACGACGGUGCCACGCAUCGGGCAGACCACCAUCCGGCCGGCGGCACCCGUGCGAAUACAGACGCCGCUGCAGCAGCAGCAACAGCAGGCCGGCGGCACAACGACCACGAUCGUGGGACCACGCUCCAUCACUGCCCAGCAGAUCCGACCGAACGCGACCACGAUCGGCCACACGACGAUCGUGCAGACGGCGGGCGGCCAGCAGCUGCCACAAACCAUCUCAACCACACCCCCUGCAUUGCUACCGAUUCGCGCACCAUCGGGCACCUCGAUUACACGUACUGGGGCGACGUUACAGAUACGCACCACUACGCCGGUGUCGCGCACGGUCACGUCCGUCGGCGGCACGACGGUGACGACCGGCGGGCUCGGCAAACAGCUUCUCCAGUCGCAGGUCAAUCAGAACCGGGGCCAGACGCCGGUCGCCUCGGUUGCGGCCGUUGCGGCCGCGGCGGCAGCAGCCGCCUCCGGCACGACCGCGACGCAGGUCAAGCAAGUGACAGCAAUUACCGGCGGCGGGAACGUGGUGGUCAGUUUGAACCAAGUGCCACCACCGAUGCAGCCAGUCUCAGGGAACGCCAGCAUCAUUGGCGGCACGGCCGUCAGCCUGGUGCCAACGAUGCCCGCCCUCACGCUCACCUCGUCGGCGGUCAGUGCCGUCGGGCUGAGCGCCGCCGGCAUUGUGUCCUCUUCUUCCGCUUCCUCCUCUUCCUCCUCCUCUUCCUCGGCAGCGACAACGGUGGUGCCGCCCGGUGGCAUUUCCGCGACGGUAGUAGUGAACUCCGUCCCGUCAGCCACACCGGCGGCGGCGGUGGCGUCCGCGGCGGCUCCACCCACGGGAACUACUUCGAUCGGCACGGCAGCAAGCGGCGUCGGUGGCGCGUCCAGCAGCAGCAGUGCUGCGACCGUCACGACCGUAUCGACUAAUAAAACUGUUACCGCUAAAUCGCAGAACCUCUCGGGGGCGUCCAAGAAGAAGGCUGGCGCGGCGUCGGCCGCGAGCGGCACGGACGCGGAGAGUGCGGCGAGCAAGCGGGCGGGCGCGUCGGCCCAGUCGCAGUUCUACCACCACCACGCGUCCAUGUACGGGGACGACGACAUCAACGAUGUGGCGGCGAUGGGCGGCGUCAACCUGGCGGAGGAAACGCAGCGCAUCCUCGGGUCGACCGAGUUCGUCGGCACGCAGAUCCGGUCGUGCAAGGACGAGGUGUUUCUGCACCUUCCCGCCCUGCAGGCGAGAAUACGGGCAAUCAUAGCGCGGCACGGGCUGGAGGAGCCGAGCAACGAGGUGGCGGUGCUGAUAUCGCACGCCUGCCAGGAGCGGCUGAAGAACGUCGUGGAGAAGCUGGCCAUCAUUGCGGAGCACCGGAUAGAUAUUAUCAAGGUGGAUCCACGGUACGAAGUCACCAAGGACGUGCGGGGACAGAUAAAGUUUCUCGAAGAGCUCGACAAGGCGGAGCAAAAGCGGCACGAAGAGCAGGAGCGUGAAAUGCUGAUGCGGGCCGCGAAAUCGCGCUCGAAAACGGAAGAUCCGGAGCAGGCCAAGCUGAAGGCGAAGGCGAAAGAAAUGCAACGUGCCGAAAUGGAAGAGCUCCGGCAGCGAGACGCCAAUUUGACCGCCCUGCAAGCCAUCGGGCCGCGAAAGAAGCCCAAACUGGAGGAAGGUGCCUCGGCAUCCACCACGCCCGGAGUGUCCGGAAUCGGCACGCUAAGCGGGAAGGCGCCCACCCCGCUGCGGCCGCGCAUCAAACGUGUCAACCUGCGUGAUAUGCUGUUCUAUCUGGAGCAGGAGAGGGAAACGGGCAAAAGUCAGAUGCUUUACAAAGCCUACCUCAAGUGAUCGAUCGUGCUGCUGUCGCCGGUGGAGGCUAGGGAACGGAUGAGGAUGAUGAUGAUGCUGCUGAUGGUGCUGUUGAUCGAGUUCCUCCAGCGCAGGACCCUACCACACCUGCACACACUUGUUUCCACACCGAUGGCGACUUUUGUUACACAAACGUGUCUGAAUGUGUGUAUUUUAAGGGCAACGGAAGUGUGGCAAGAGCGUGUAAAGCUUCCGAAUAGCAGCUGCAAGGAAUUGUUGGAUUCAAAUGGCAAAAAUGUAGAUUUUUUUCCUGCAUCCAUCAACAAAAUCCCAACGAGAGACGAUUGUGGAAAGCGGAGGGUAGACAAAAGGAAGAGCUAGUGUGAGUGAAAGAUAGUACACACAUAUGUGGUUCCGAUCGUGAAUAUCGAUCGAUCCAAACACCAAGCAGAGCGAAGAGCGAAGGACAGAUUCAUCUUGCAUGUCUACUUGACCUGUCGCGCAUCAACCAGCUAGCAGCUAGGAGAAGAGAGGCGGGUUAGGAUGCGAACUGAUUUUCUAUGUUAUAAACGAUAGAUUCCUAACCCUUCCUUGUUUCGCAGGAGAGCGUCUUUAGCCAGUCCAGAGUGUCGUAAGUUCAGCGCGCCAGGGAAAGGAUUUUCUAAAUAGAAAUCCCCUGUCACUUCCGCAAAAGGGAAUUAAUUUUAGAACAAAAUGAAGUUCAUAGUUCAUUUUACAGUGGCACCUUGUGGUUGCAAAGAGGAAGAGAGAGAGAGCGAGGUAACGUGUUGGAAAGUAAGCUCUAUGGUGUGUGGGUGUGUACAGUUGCCAAGACGGCCCUGCAGCAGGAAAAGGGGAUGGUCUGUCUCUUCAGACAAAAGCCGAUUGCAAACUGCAGCCGGUGGCUAACUGUGGCCGGCUAAACAGUUUCUGAUUUAAAACGGUCCAAACCUUUUAGGUUUUGCGCUGUGUAUGUGUGUGUGUGGGCGUGUGCGAGCGCGCGUGUACGAUUUUGUUGUGAUGGUCAUAUGUCAGCUCGCAGAUAAUCCGCAGCUUGUGAUAUGAAACGGGCGUGUGCGUACGUGCGAUUGAAUGAGUGUAAAUACAAAACCAGAAUAAGGUCUCUUGGCGCUAACUGGUAAUAGAAAAAGGGGGAAUAAACUUUAACGAGAAGAAGAAAAAAACAACCAGCGUAUGCUAACUGCUAAACACAGUCCUUUUUUAGUUCAAUGUGUUCGAUGAGAAGAUUAGUUUAUAUGUGUUUGUUGUACAUUUUUGCGUAGAUUUCGUUUAGAGCGAGAGAAAGUAGCUUUUUUUAUCUAAUAUUUGUUUCCUUCCUAUUUCGUCUGCUUUUUUGAGUUGCGGCGUGUUUCUUUCGACAAAGAACAGGUUCAAACCUCAGCCCCUUUUUCUCCCCUUGCGCGAGGAACGGUUGUCCUGCUAAUCACGCAACAAAAAAUGCAACGGUUAGACUAGUUAAAAUGGCGAAAAUAUAUAAGAUAAAAACAGAUGAAGUUGCCAAUAUCAUACAAAGAAAAAGGAUAAUUCUCUCCCUGCUCCACGCACGCUCCACGUGGUUUAAAAUACGUUGCAAAUGGUCUAUUGCGUGCGUAUGUGUAAAUGUUCAGCCGGAAAGAGGGUGAUGGACCAGUAAUCCAAAAAAAAAAAAGAAAAAAAAAGACGAAAGUGAAACGCCCCGCAUACCAGAUUAGCAAGAAUGAGGAGGAGUAAGAGUUCAAUUUGGAUGUGUUAUCCUCCAAAGUCGCUGUUACGUUAUUUUUUGUUUGUUUUGUUUCUUAAAUUAUAAGUACGACAUCCAUGCUAAAUCCGGCCCUCUCCCCCACCCUUAGGUGAGAUAAACACAAAAACUAACGAAUGUACGCAACAGCCAAGAGAUGAAAUCGCGCUCUGGGAUAGGUUUAUUAUUAUUUAUGUGAAUAGGUUUCCAAUAGCAUACAUCUGUUUGUGUGUGUGUGUUUGGGCGAUUAAAUCUAAUUUAAUUGUGACAUUUCUAAAUCAAUGCAUAGGGAAGGAAGGAUGAACUAAAAACAAAAAAUCUUUUAAGUGGAAAGAAUCGGUGUGACAAAACAGAGAAAACAAAAAAAAUCUGGAAUCACACACUAAACCCCCCCAUGCACGGGAAAAGAUGUAGACACAGCGCUCUAGCGAAAGCGUUAAAGGCGUCAUAUCCCGUUAAGGACGAAAUAUAGUAUAGUAAAAAAAAGAAAAGGAAAUCAUUAACACCCACGGUCGUACCUUGCGUUCGUUCUCCGUUUUUGUUUUGUUUAUAUUCAUAUACAUACAUACAUAUAUAUAUUUUAGACUUUUAACGUAUGCAAUUUAAUUGAAAAUGAUCGAUCGAUCAUGUGCGAGAUCGUUGUACACUGGGGGAGCGCAACUUGUGGAGGAUGGUGGAGUAGAGUAGAUGGGGAAGUUAGUGUAUUGUAUUGUGCCGCGCACGCCAGAAUGCAGAAUGGUGAAAAGAGUGAAAAACAAACGAGGAAAACGAUCUACGGAACUAAAACAAACUUUCGGUUUAGAUGAAAAUAAAGUGAAAACACGAAAAGUCGGAAAAGAAUAGAAAGUUGAAAACUGAA